AUGGGGAACUCGUAUGCUGGCCAGCUACGGACCACACGCUUUGAGGAGGUUCUCCAUAACUCCAUUGAGGCGUCUCUGAGGUCCAACACUGUAGUGCCUCGUCCUGUGUUCUCACAGCUGUAUCUGGAGACAGAGCAGCCGUUGACACAUGAUGGCCGUGCAGAGAAUGAUGAUGAGGAUGAUGAAGAUGGGUCAGAAUCUAACAGUCCUCCUAUACCCUAUCAGAUGAAGCCCCCACCUGAGGGAUGCUGCACCACAGAUGGCUUCUGUCAGGCAGGCCGAGACCUGCGCCUGUCUACACUGGCAUCAGAUCCCUUUGAUGUGCCCACUGGGUUCAUGUUGGUUGGGGUGAAGUCCCCCUCCCUCCCUGAGAGCCUGCUGGUCUGUGCCGUGGACCACCGCUUCCUGCCAGAUGAACGUGGUCACAAUGCACUGCUGGGUUUUUCAGGGAAUUGCAUGGGCUGUGGAGAGAAAGGCUUUCGUUAUUUCACAGAGUUCUCCAACCACAUAAAUCUGAAGCUCAGCACGCAGCCCAAAAAACAAAAGCACUUGAAGUACCUUCUCUACAGAAACAACCAGGGCCUGCUGGUCCAAGGAGCUCCCGUCUUCUGGAGGGGACACGAAUGCAGGAUUAGACGGAUUGCAUCCACCCUUGCAGAAGGUCAUGUGACAUCGGAUGGACAGCCACCAAACAUUAACCCGACUCACCCAUCACACACAGCAGGAGCACAUGUGGACCCACCCGUUCUGCCACAAAUAGCUGACGUUCCCCCCUCGCCGGCAAAUGGCAAUCAUGCUGUUCCCUCCUCCAUCACACAGCCACCUUUAAAUCAGUCAGGGCCGGGAAGACCCUCAGCUACAGGUCCACCUGCAAAUGCUGGACCUCCAAAAAAGAGGCACAAGGGCUGGUCCCCUGAGUCCUCUGCCAACAGUCUGCCAGAGAGCGCUGUGAAGACACCUCCAUCUUCAUCCACCUCAACAACAAUACCAGUUUCUUCUGUUAUAAGUAGUGGAGCCAGGCCAGAGACAGCCGUUCCACUGAGCUCACCGCAGGGUUCCUCAACCCCAAUUUCUCCCCAGCUGUCUGUAACUAUCCCUGAUCAGCUGCUACACACCUGCAGACUGCAACCUGUCAUCUUUAAAGGUCACGGCCCUCUCCCUCAGUUAACUGGCAAUGUCAGUGAAGUGCUCGUCAGUUCUUUGCUCCAGAGCUGUUAUCUGAGCUCCCAGACGCUCCCCAGAGUCUACCAGCACUACGGACCAUCACCCAUCCAGCCGUUGUCAACUGAGAUGCAGAUUCUACUCACGGUGUACUACCUCGUUCAGCUAGGUCCAGACCAGGUGCCCCUCAUUGAGGACUUGGAGCAGAUUUUCAUGAGGUCAUGGAGGGAGUCCCACCUCAGCGAGAUCAGACAGUACCAGCAGCCUCAAACAGCUGCCACCCAAGGGAGACUAUAUGGCAUAGAGACCCUGUCCACCCUGCCUGGCUUCCCACAGCAUCUCUCAUUACCGCCCCAGAGCCAGCAACCUCUGACCCCUAGCCAGCUUCCUUGGCUGGCCCAGCUGGCUGCGUCAUCCUGUGGAGAAGGCGUGGUGGUUGUAGGCGAGCAGGUUGGAUCUUUGGCUCAAGGCAUCCAGCAAACGUUCAGCAGGCUGAAGGAAGGACGGCUCGAAAACACCAACUAUGUAGUAAUUAUUGUCACUGCACCAGGACAGGAAACACAAUCCUGUGUGAUUGUCACAGGUAAACACCAGUGUCGGGCUUUGGCAGAGAGCAUGUACUCUCCCAGUGAGGGACUAAAAGAAAUAAACCAGCAACUUUCCACUGGUGUUGCCCAGGAACUCAUCCACUACUGCAACUGCCUCGGACAAGAUGGUGAUUUGGACUCCCUGCUGGACAGUGCCACCGUGGACAGUAACGAGCAGUCUCCCAUGUCCAGUAGUCAGGAGUCAGCUGAAGAUAAGAGUCUAAAAUCCAGGCACAGUCCAAAAGAUGUUCAAAGACCAAAAGAGUCACAAACACAGGGUUCAAAAGACUCACCGAGCACUAAAGAGGGAGCUUCAAGUCCCAAAGACACCUGUUCAGAAUACUCUGUAGAUUGGCGUGAGGUUCGUCCCAUCCAGCUUGCAGUUGCCAGAAAGCUCCUGUCCCAUGUUUGUGCGAUAGCCGACUCCAGCACUCAGAACCUGGACCUCGGCUCGUUUGACAGGGUCAGCUUCCUCAUCCUAGUCCCGCCCUCUGAGGUCACAUUUCAGCAGACAGUUCUUCACCUCUGGAGCUCUGGUGUCCUUCAGGAGCGGGGGGGUUUAGACCAGGAGUGUUUGUCUCAACAGGAGGCUGAGCGUUAUGUGGUCAAGAUGGAUCAGAGCGCUCAGACACGAAUUGACAACCUCAUUCAGGAAGCACAUAGGAACUCCUACACGCUUUACAUCCUGGUCCAUGACCAUGCCCACCGGGACAUUAACAUUGAAUCCUGCAGUAGCUCAGACAGUAGUUUGGGUCUGGUGGACCAGUUGUUAAACUCCAGACAGGUCCGAGAUGCUCCAAACAUCCUUAUCCUCCACGUCACUUCUUUCCCCUUCGCCCUGCAGACGCAGUAUACUCGCAUCAGCCCUUACAACGAGAUCCACUGGCCCUCUGCGUUCAGUAAUGAUGUGGACUUGUACCAUGAGAGGACGAGGUACUUUGGUGUGUCAGAGCUUUUAGAGUCAACGCGUUCAGGCAGCAGCCUGCCUCUGAUGCGUUGUGAUUCCUCCUUUGAAAGUAUGGCAUCUGCUCUGGAAGAGAGGUUCCCAAAGCUGCACAGUGCUGUGAUCCGGACUACAGUAUUGAUCCAACACUACUGUGUGGCUCUGAUGGCUGUAUCUGGCAGAAUCAGCGGCUCCCACAAUCUCCACAAACACACGUCUGUAGAGACCCUAGAGAUUGUACAAUCACUGCUCACUGCUGCCCAGCAAUGUCCCGCCCACCAUGGCCACAUGGUCCUGCUGCGGAUCCCCUCGCUGGCUCUGGCAGCGUGGGCCCACAGACGGCUGUCCAGGGUUAGGAGGCAGCUUGGUCUGGAGGAGAGUUUUGAAAUCAUCAUGGGGAAUCCAAACCAAGCUCUGACUAUUGGACAGAACUUCACUGACCAGAUCAAGACAUGGCUGAAGAUCCAGGAGGCUGACUGGGUUCCUCGGACCUACCUAGAACUGGAGGCCCUCCCCUGCAUACUUAUCUUGUCAGGAGCUGAGCCUCUGGGAGAAUCCCUGCCCAGAUCACUGAAGUACUGUGAUCUCAGAGUGAUAAGCUGCUCCUACCUCCAGAGGACCACACUUGAACAAGAGCUAGGACUGGCUGCUUAUCUAGUGAAGGCAGAGUCCCGACCUCCACACAACCCAGGACCAGGAAGUGACCAGCUGGAGAGUGAUGCAGAGAAACUCAGCAGUACUGACAAUGAGGAGGAGGAGGGACAAGAGAAUGGGGACUCCCCUCUGUCAUCCAGUCAGCAGCUUCGGUCAGGCCCAGACAGUGGAGGUUCAGAUCCCUUCCCUGCACAAAGCACCAGCUCUCCAAAUGUUCAGAAAAGGACCCCUGAUACCAUAAAGUCUCCCUCACCAUCACAGACUCAAAAUCAACCCCAGCCCCUGUCUCAAUCUCUUCUGUGUCCUCAACCUGCGCUACACCACCAAACCCUCCCUCAAGUGCAGGGUCACUCCCAGCCCCAAUUUCAGAGUCAAAAUCAGUCACUAUCUCAACCAAAUUCCCAACAUUACAAUCAAACAUCUUCCCAGCACCAGUCGCUCUCCAACAUGCAAGUACCUCAUACUCAGCCACAAAUACUUCCCCCUGCACAGUCUCGCCGCCAACACUCCAAGUCCACCUCCUCUGGCUCCUUGUCCCCCCGAGCCUCCUCUCCUCAUCUGAGCUGCUCCUGGGCUCGAGGAGUGAGUCGACCGCCCUCUGUGCUCCUCCCUCGUGCCCUCUACGAUAUCAUCACAGCUAGCGACAGCAGCGGGCUUCCACGAUGUACUACAUUCCUGCCACACAUGUCCGUCGCAUGGGCCAGCAGCUUUAGGCCCUUGCUGAGUAAGAUGAUGACGUGCACAGAGCAGUCACUGUACUAUCGCCAGUGGACCGUGCCUCGCUCCUACCACAUGGACUGCAGCAACCGCACUGAAGGACGAAGUGACAACUUUCACCCUCGCAGACUGCUGCUCAGUGGACCUCCACAGGUGGGUAAGACAGGAGCGUACCUACACUUCUUAGGUACUUUGUCUCGGAUGCUGAUCAGGCUGAUGGAGGUGGAUAUCUACGAUGAAGAAGACAUCAACUACAGUGCUCAGGCAGAGGGAGUGCAGUACCACCUACCCAACUCUCGCUGGCCCAACCCAGAUAUCAUGAAGACUAUACACUUCAACUACACCAUCCAUGAUCCCAAAUAUGAUGACAUCAGCUCUGUCUAUUGCCCUGAAUACAAACCCAGUGCUAAGGGAAACCCGAUGCGCCAGGAGGAUGUGUACAUUAGACGGCGGACAUCUAGGAUCAAGCUGUCUAAAUAUGCAGCCUACAACACCUACCACCACUGUGAACAGUGUCACCAGUACCUGGGCUUCAAUCCAAGAUACCAGAUGUAUGAGUCAACACUGCAUGCCUUCACAUUCACCCAUCUACUGCUCGGGGAAGAGAUCCAACUCUACUUCAUCAUCCCAAAGUCUAAAGAGCACUACUUCAGCUUCAGCAAUCCUGGAGGCCAGCUGGAGAGCAUGAGGCUGCCUCUCACCUCUGACUGGAGCCCAGACUGCAUCAAGAGUCCAAUCUUCACCCCGACCACUGGCCGUCAUGAGCAUGGGCUCUUUAACCUGUACCAUGCUAUGGACGGAGCCUCUCAUCUACACAUCCUGGUGGUCAAAGAAUACGAGAUGGCUGUGUAUAAGAAAUACUGGCCCAACCACAUCAUGCUGGUCCUGCCCACUGUCUUCAAUGGAGCUGGAAUAGGUGCUGCUCAUUUCCUGAUUAAAGAGCUCUCAUAUCACAACUUAGAGCUGGAGCGCAGUCGACGUUUGGAGGGAGGGGGCCCAGCAGGUGAUGUCUGGCCUUUCAUCAUACUGGCUGAUGACUCCUGUGUUAUGUGGAACGCAGUGGAUCUGGACACUCGAAGUGGUGCAGUGGAGCAGGCUGUGUCACUGAAGCAGGUCCUACAGCACAUGGAGGCAUGUCCAGACCUGGUCCAAUAUGGACUCUGCGGGAUCAGGAAGUGGAGCAGCCGUGGACUCACAGGCAAUCCAAGGAGAGAGCCGUUCUCCAGGGGUCACCUUCACGACUUCCUCCUACUCAAUGUCGACCGCAGUCAGAACGUGCAGUAUGACCAGAACCGCUUCACCUGUCACGAUGUAGACUUCACCCUGAGGCUGCACAGUGCAGGACUGCUCGUCUGCCGGUUCAAUAGCUUCAGCGUCAUGAAGAAGCAGAUCGCCAUCGGAGGAUACAGGACAUUCAUCAUCAAGACCAAGAUGACAGAUGUUCCCACCUCAGUUGGGCCAUCGCAGUACGUUUGUGCCCCAGACAGCAAGCACCUUUUCUUGGCUACACCUGCUCAGUUGCUCCUGGAGAAAUACCUCCAACACACCAGCCAGAAGCUGUUUCCCCUCAGCACCAAGAACUACGCACACCCUGUACUGUCUGUGGACUGCUACCUCAACCUGGGGCCUGAGGUGACGGUGUGUUUUGUGAGUUCCAGACCUCACUCUGUCAACAUCAGCACCACAGGGCUACUUUUCAGCGGCCUCCUCCUCUGUUUUGCUGACUCCUUUGUGACUGCUGGGUUCCUCAAGAAGUUCACCUUCCUCCAAGGUGCGACUCUGUGUGUCAUUGGUGCAGAUCGUAGCUCCUUGAGGCAAACGGUGGGCAGGCUGGAGCUAGAGGAGGAGUGGAGGUUCAGGCUCAGUGACGAAUUCCAGACUGCCAACGCCAAAGAGGACCGACCACUCUUCUUUUUGACUGGAAAACAUAUAUGACUGAAACACUAAUAAAAAGUUGACUA
Labrus bergylta (ballan wrasse) is the source of this 6023-nucleotide messenger RNA. RefSeq names its product growth regulating estrogen receptor binding 1 (gene greb1). NCBI's taxonomy places the organism in Eukaryota, Metazoa, Chordata, Actinopteri, Labriformes, Labridae. Gene Ontology annotation, biological process: multicellular organism development. The record is from RefSeq and is a predicted model, not a curated record.